AUGGUUAAGUUGUCAUCUCUUCUAACACUGUUGGUACUCACCUUGGACUUAACAUAUAGUUGGAGAUUCGACAGAUUGCCCAGACUGUAUGGAGACCGGCUGUCAAUGAAAGCGAUAUCACCGCGGACGCGCAAAGUUCAGCGGAGAAUAGUUGUGUUGCACGAUUUUUUCCGCACAAAAGUGGUUCCUCCAGCUUCCAAUAUGCUGAGUAUGAAGUGGCACUAUGGGGCAGCGCGAUCGGCACAAAAGUGGGCGGAUCAGUGCCGGCUGCUAACUCACGAUAGUCCGAAGGGACGCUGGAUCGACAGUUACGGGGCCUGCGGACAGAACAUCUUUGUAUCUACCCAUAAAGUUCCCUGGUUAUUUGCACUCCGAACGUGGUUUCUGGAACGGCAAAAUUUUACAUAUGGAUCGUAUAAAAAUGAUUUGGUGGCAGUUGGACACUACACACAGAUGGUGUGGGCGGCCACACACAAAGUUGGCUGCGGUCUAGCCAAAUGUGCCAGGGGUGGUCCACGAGGUAAACCGUUCUUCAACUAUGUAUGCAACUAUUGUCCCAUUGGAAAUCACGAAGACAAACUGGGAAUUCCCUAUAGGCGUGGCAAACCAUGUGGCUCAUGUCAGCAGCAGUGCCACUCGAAAAAAAUCAGAUUAUGCACGAACUCAUGCAGCACGGCGGACUUGUGGGCCAACUGUCGGGAAUUGUACAAAACAUGGCCCGGUUGGCUGUGUAAUACGGUAUCAUCGGAAGGGCUGGAACGACAGAGAAACUGUAUGGCCACCUGUACUUGCCAAGGAAUGGUACAUGACUGA
This is a messenger RNA of Sabethes cyaneus, 813 nucleotides long. Its product is annotated as serotriflin-like. The record is from RefSeq and is a predicted model, not a curated record. Gene Ontology annotation, cellular component: extracellular region. NCBI's taxonomy places the organism in Eukaryota, Metazoa, Arthropoda, Insecta, Diptera, Culicidae. The transcript is spliced from 6 exons. The coding region runs from base 1 to 813 and encodes 270 amino acids.